Messenger RNA from Cornus florida, 916 nucleotides. RefSeq lists its product as uncharacterized. The record is from RefSeq and is a predicted model, not a curated record. Lineage: Eukaryota; Viridiplantae; Streptophyta; Magnoliopsida; Cornales; Cornaceae. The transcript has a single exon. The coding region runs from base 399 to 767 and encodes 122 amino acids.
CCACAUUGUCUCAUUUUCCACUGCCUCAUGUCCCUUAGAACAUGGAGGAAAUUAUGGCAGCUUUCCCUGCUAUAAGUUCCUCCCCUCUGUCUCUAUCUUUCUCUCCCCCUCUCUCUCUCUUUCCAUACUAUAUGCCAACCUCAAAACCUCUUUAACAACACCAAACACUUCUUAGUUCUUAUGCCAACAAAGCCAUCAAUCCCAACUGAGAAACCAUAGCCAAAAAGAGAGGAAAAAAAAGAUAAAGAAACAAGUCCACUUUAUUAGCACUUUUUUUUUUAAGCCAUAACAUAUCCUAGUAGAAAAGUAGACAUUAUUCGCGAAAAUUCCGCAGUCACUUUUCUUGAAAAUCUUUGUAGUUGUGAGAUUUUUUCGCUAGUGAAGAAGAAAAAAGAGAGAUGGAUAUUGAAUUGGCAAAGUGUGAUUGUUGUGGACUGAAAGAGGAUUGCACCCAAGAGUACAUAAGCGAAGUGAAGGCGAAAUUCGAUGGGAAAUGGCUAUGUGGGCUGUGCUCUGAAGCUGUUAGAGAUGAAGUAAACAGAGGAAAGAAGCCAUUUGAGAUGGAAGAAGCUGUGAAGGCUCACAUGUCAUUUUGUCGUAAAUAUAAAUCGAACCCUGCCAUUCGAGUUGCUGAUGGGAUGAGGCAGAUGCUGAGGAGAAGGUCAGGUGAUACGUCGUCCUCACCAUCUUCUUCUUCUUCCAAGAAGUACUCAAGAUCAGUGAGCACGUCACAAGUCGGAGACAAUUCUUCCUUCUCUUAUUACUAGUUUAUAAUGUUAACAAAUUAACGAGGCCCUCACUUUUUGUUCCAAUAAGGUUUGACAGCUUGUCUUUCAUGGCUAAAUUUCAUCUUUGUCUUGUACAGGAGAUGUUAUCUCAAUGAAGGCUUCUUCCUAGUUUUGUUUUGUUCUUGAAA